Toxoplasma gondii ME49 is the source of this 1695-nucleotide messenger RNA. RefSeq lists its product as hypothetical. The record is from RefSeq and is a predicted model, not a curated record. Bases 225 to 1367 code for a protein of 380 amino acids. The transcript has 5 exons. Lineage: Eukaryota; Apicomplexa; Conoidasida; Eucoccidiorida; Sarcocystidae.
GACGUAGAACCUCCUAACUUAAUCCUCUCGCCACUUCCUCCCUUUCAAGUUUUUCCUUCAAGCGAAGUGAUUCCCUUCUAAAACUAGGUAAUACACAGCAUUUCUGUCCACGCAGAGUAAUUCGGUUUCCACGCUAGGCGUGCCGUAGACGGGACCGCGUGUUCGUUGAGCCGCGGACAACGAGAGAGCGACCGCUGCCGUGUUGAAAACCUCCAGGUCUGAAAAUGUCCACCUCAAACAUUAAUCCGCCCCGGGGUAUUCUUCAGCCGAAGAGCCCCCGGGUGAGAUCGACAUCGCAGCAAAACGAAAUUGCUGCCUCUUACUUCAUGAAUCCAGUAGUGAAGACCGCCAGAGUAGUUGAACCAUUUUCGUUACCGAAGUACUUGUUCCCUCUCAAUCGCAGCUCAGCCUCAAGUGCACGUGAUACUCCGAGAAAGCACGAACUGGAGAUUAACACCGUCCAGUCGAUCCUGACCACGACACCCCCCCUCAGUGUUCCAGAGUCGGUGAUUGACAGUGCUGCAAGUUCGCCGCGUUGUUAUGCGGGAUGGCCUGGAGACAGUGCACCAAGUUCGCCGCGGUCAGUUCGGUGGCAAGCGGCUGCACCUGCUCAUCCAAAUACUUCCGCUGGAGCUCUAGCUUGGUCGACAGAACCAGCGAAGUUGGUCGGGGUGCCUUCAUACAACGCGACAAGAGCCAACACUUCGCCUUCGACCCCAGCUGCGCCGAUCUCCGACAGUGUCGUAUACUGCGAACCGCUGCAGACGGCAGAACCGCAGCCGCUUUUAGACAAGUCUGGCAAGGUGUUCACAUACGACGAGAUCUACAAAAAAAGACAAGAAUUUCUUGACCUAACGGGCGUGGCGCAUCCUGAACAGCAUGCACAACGAACGCCGGCCAAGGGCUCUUAUUUAGAGCACUAUCCAGUUCCGCCACCACUUGACGGGCACAAUUUCAGUGGAGACGCUCUUCUGAGGAGUAGAUUGAACCCAUCCGACCCACUGUCCUACAGGAGGGAACAGGGCAACCCCGGUCAUCCGGAAAAGUUCUACCAUAACGACCUCAUGCUGGACAACAUCAUGAUUCCAGGGAAAAUGGGAGAAAUCUGCCCGGGUACCGUUUCCUCGUAUGUGGACGUGCCGAAUUUCGGACGCAUGCAAGGCCUCUUUGCAAAACAAGCGGAUGGCACGGUGUAUCCGUUGAUCACGUUACCGAAAAUGACACCCCACGAUAUCUUCAAAACUCUCGACAGGAUGAAGGCCCAGCGUCGAAACGCGCGCCGCAGAAACCCCUUGCAGGCUCUCUUCUGCUGCCAGAUAGCGGAGACAGAAGAAGAAGAGUACCAGUACAAGUAUCGGUUGUUGUAAAUGCGUUCAUCCAGCUAUUAUGCAGGUACCAGGUCAACAAGAAUUUCGUUUAUGCCCUACUCAGGAAGCAAACCUUAAAGGAGAUUGUUGUGGUAUUUGUACAGUUUUUACAAAACGUGUUGGGAAAAAAAUCUUCAGUGGAACGCCAGCAGCAAGACCAAGAUUGAUGAAGCGUGCUAAGGCGACCAGGUUCCAUAUUAUUUUUUCCUUGAAAGGUGGUGGCGCCUGUUUAUCUAAACUCAUCUUCAGGUACAUCGACAAGAGUUCAGAUGGAGCGGCGGGGAUUGAGUACUGGUCAGAGAUGGUUUGGGGGAUCGGCUGUCGUCUU